Molecule: messenger RNA, 1256 nt
Organism: Sarcophilus harrisii (Tasmanian devil)
Lineage: Eukaryota; Metazoa; Chordata; Mammalia; Dasyuromorphia; Dasyuridae
Gene: TPMT
Product: thiopurine S-methyltransferase
Exons: 9
Coding region: 228-965 (245 amino acids)
Molecular function (GO): thiopurine S-methyltransferase activity
Source: RefSeq, a predicted model, not a curated record
GGUCUGCUGCGGAGAGGGUGGGCCCCUCUCCGCAGCAGUGGCUAGGGGACUGACCCGUUUGCCCACGGACCCCAGACGGAGACCCUGGAGGGGAUGCCAGUGAGUGCAGGUGUCCAGCUCGCUUAGGCGUGCAGGAGAAGCGCAGGUGACCUUGUGAAAGCUAUGCCAAUGCCUUUCAUUCAGACAUGAGGAAUUCCUGAUUUGUGGAAAGUACCUGCCCAGAAAUCAUGGAUUGUUUAACAACUGUAGCAGGAGCCAAAGAACACUCCAUUCUUGAGGAACAGCAAAACAAGGCGCUAACUCUUGAAUAUUGGCAACAAAAAUGGGAGAUGCACAAUAUUGGAUUUCAUCAAGAACAUGGAAAUAAAUUAUUAAGAAAACACAUGAAUACAUUUCUUAAUGGAAGAAAUGGACUCAGGGUAUUUUUCCCUCUUUGUGGAAAAGCAGUUGAAAUGAAAUGGUUUUCUGACCUGGGUCACAGUGUAGUUGGAGUAGAAAUCAGUGAACUGGCUAUACAGGAAUUUUUUACUGAGCAGAAUCUGUCUUAUUUAGAAGAAUCAGUUGAAGGAAUUUCAGAAGCCAAAGUAUUUAAGAGUUCAUCAGGGAAUAUCACUUUAUAUUGCUGCAAUAUUUUUGACCUUCCCAGAGCCAAUAUUGGCAGAUUUGACAGAAUUUGGGAUAGAGGAGCCUUAGUUGCUAUUAAUCCAGGUGAUCGAGAAUGCUAUGCCAAAUUAAUGUUGUCUCUAAUGGAAAAAGAUUUUCAAUAUCUCCUGGCUACUCUUUCAUAUGAUCCAACUAAAUAUUCAGGCCCACCAUUUUAUGUUUCUGACUGUGAAGUUAAACAUUUGUUUGAUUCAACAUGUAAUAUUCAGUGUCUUGAGAAGGUUGAUGCUUUGGAAGAAAGACAUAAAAAAUGGGGAAUUGAUUACUUUAUUGAGAUUUUAUAUCUCAUUACAGAAAAAUAAAUAAAAAUUAAAGCUGUAUAAGAUUUGAUAAUAUAUGUGAAAUCUUACAUGGUCUUUACCUUCUUCAGCUUUUAGAAAUAACUUUAUGUCAAGAAAAUGUAAUCAACAUCUUUGAAAGUUUUUUUUUUUUUGAACUCUCAUUAUAUACCCCUUACAGUAUCCAUUGGAAUAUGCAUGUAACUUCAAGAAAUUUAUAAUGGGGCUACUAUUUUAUUACAAUUAUGAUGAUUCCAAAGUUGAGAUUGAGUAUUUUAAUUUGAGCAAAAUUUAGAAAUAAAAAAUUACUCAUCA